AUGGCAGCCACCAGUGAUACACCCCCAGAUGGAGGCUUGAAGGCCUGGCUAUCUGUACUGGCCGGCUUCUUCGUCAUCAUGAACAGCUGGUAUGUAUACCCAAGUGUAUCAUUCCUCAUUCAAUCCGCUGACAAGCAUACCAGGGGAAUCAUCAUAUCCUUCGGCAUCUUCCAAACAUACUACGUCUCAACCCUUCAUCUUCCCCCCUCUGACAUCUCGUGGAUCGGAUCUCUCGCCGUUUUCUUGCUCUUCUUCGGCGGCAUCAUCAGUGGCCGCCUCACGGAUGCUGGCUAUUUCCGCACCACCACAACGCUCGGCGCAUUUCUCAUUGUCUUUGGGUGUUUCAUGACGUCUUUAUGCACAACAUACUGGCAGCUGGUGCUGGCCCAAGGAGUUUGCAUUGGCAUUGGCAACGGAUGCUUGCUCACACCCAUGAUGACCGUCGUCUCGACAUACUUUGGACGCAGGUUACCGCUUGCCAUGGGGAUUGCCGCGUGUGGAAGUGUUGUGGGGGGUCUCGUAUACACUGGUAUGGCGAGGACAUUGCUACCUACUAUUGGUUUUGGGUGGACUUUGAGGGCCAUUGGGUUCAUUCAACUGGGCACGUUGACGCUGGCGAUGGUGGUGGUGCGACCGAGACAGUUACCGCCGAAGGGCGAGAAGACACUGCCAGUGGUGGAUUUCACUGCUUUCAGAGAGCCCGCGUUCAGUCUGUUUUCAUUCAUGGGCGUUUUCUUCGGGUUCUUUUACCUCGCUUCAUACGCCCGGGACAUAAACGGGAUGAGUUACACAGAGUCCCUAAACCUGUUGCUCGCCCUCAACGGAAUUGGUUUCGCAGGACGUCUCCUGCCGACCCCCCUCGCCAAACUCUUCGGUACUCUCAACACCUUCAUCGCACUCAUUCUCGCCUCGGCGUUGGCCAUGUAUACGUGGAUCGCUGUGAAUUCGACCGCCGGACUGUACGGUUGGACUGCCUUGUACAGCAUUGCUGUGGGCGGCGUUCAGUCCUUGAUGCCGGCGGCGGUAGCCGUGUUGAACUCGGAUCUGUGCAACGUGGGAUCACGUCUGGGAAUUGUUUUUGGUGCUAUUGGCAUUGGGUCUCUGAUCGGUUCGCCGAUAGCUGGUGGGCUCAUUACUGCUGGAGGUGGAUCCUAUGUCGGGGCACAAGCCUUCUCAGGGAGUGCCCUCGCUACAGGUGCGUUACUCAUCCUCUUGGCGAGGGAAAUCAUGAGAAAAAAGACACGUGCAAGUUUUUGGUCCAAAUUGUAG
This is a messenger RNA of Podospora pseudocomata, 1269 nucleotides long. RefSeq lists its product as uncharacterized. Gene Ontology annotation, molecular function: transmembrane transporter activity. The coding region runs from base 1 to 1269 and encodes 422 amino acids. Gene Ontology annotation, biological process: transmembrane transport. The transcript is spliced from 3 exons. The record is from RefSeq and is a predicted model, not a curated record. Gene Ontology annotation, cellular component: membrane. NCBI's taxonomy places the organism in Eukaryota, Fungi, Ascomycota, Sordariomycetes, Sordariales, Podosporaceae.